Myxocyprinus asiaticus (Chinese sucker) is the source of this 1568-nucleotide messenger RNA. RefSeq names its product serine/arginine-rich splicing factor 4-like. Gene Ontology annotation, molecular function: mRNA binding. The coding region runs from base 51 to 1115 and encodes 354 amino acids. The record is from RefSeq and is a predicted model, not a curated record. The transcript has 6 exons. Gene Ontology annotation, biological process: mRNA splice site recognition; alternative mRNA splicing, via spliceosome. Lineage: Eukaryota; Metazoa; Chordata; Actinopteri; Cypriniformes; Catostomidae. Gene Ontology annotation, cellular component: nucleus; ribonucleoprotein complex; cytoplasm.
CAGACGUUGUUGCUGUUUCAUUCACACUGAACUGCUGCCGCACCGGGAAAAUGUCUCGAGUUUACGUGGGGAAAUUGAGCUAUCGCGUAAGAGAAAAAGACGUGGAAAGGUUUUUUAAAGGCUAUGGGAAGAUUCUGGAAGUGGACCUAAAAAAUGGAUAUGGCUUUGUAGAGUUUGAUGACCCCCGUGAUGCAGAUGAUGCUGUGUAUGAUCUUAAUGGCAAAGACCUUUGUGGGAAGAGAGUUGUAGUGGAGCACACCAUAGGACAGCGCCGUGAUGCAGGCAGCAGAUCCACUAGAGGCAGCCGGUUUGGUCGUGGAGGAGGGGACAGGCAUGGCCCACCUGCACGCUCAGAUUAUAGACUGAUUGUGGAGAAUCUUUCUAGUCGCUGCAGCUGGCAGGAUCUGAAGGACUACAUGCGUCAGGCUGGUGAAGUGACGUAUGCAGACACUAACAAUGGCCGCAAGAAUGAGGGUGUGAUAGAGUUCAGGCAGUACUCUGAUAUGAAAAGAGCCCUGGAGAAACUCGACGGCACAGAGGUCAAUGGAAGGAAGAUUCGGCUCAUCGAGGACAAGCCUGGUGCCAGACGCAGGCGCUCCUACUCCCGCAGCGCCUCCAGGUCUCGCUCCAGGAGCAGGAGGUCUCGCAAGAGUCGAAGCCACAGUCGAACCAGCAGCCACUCACGACCCUCAGGUUCAAGAUCACGCAGCAGGUCAAUCAGCAGGAAGGGCAGGAGCAGUCAGGCAGAGGAACGCAGUAAUAAAGCUCCCAGGAGCAAAGGAGUUGAUAGUGCCAGAGAAAACAGCAAGAGCUGCAGCCCCCAGAACAGAAAGAGCAAGAGGGACCGCUCCUAUUCACGAUCCAGAUCUCGAUCCAAAUCAGGGAGCAAUAGGGAUGUCUACGGGGAGUCUGGAUCCAAGAAUUGGGAGGCAACCCAGAGCGAAGGUGAAGGGAGAGGUGCAGAGAGGGCGCACCGUUCUAGAGCUCAUUCUCGAUCCAGGUCACAAACGCCACCAGAUGCUGAUCUGCGGAGGAAAUCUAGAUCCAGAUCCAAAUCUCGCUCCCGUUCACACUCACAUUCUUAUUCCCGAUCUCGCUCACGGUCUCGCUCAUGAAUCAAAAUGUUGUCCCGCCUUUCAUUUCCCUUCUACAAAGCACAUUACAUUUAAGUUUAGCCUUUUUUUUUUUUUUUGUUUGUUUUUUCUUCAAAUAGAUGAUAGGGUAUUCGGGAUGUUGCUUCCUUAUUCUUAGUAUUUACUUGUUUUGUACUCUGUCGAUAUUUUGUGUUGUUAAUCUAAUGCAUAAUUUUUAGUAAUGUGUUUUAUAUACAUGUGAUCCAUAUAUGUAUAUAUGGAUCACAUGUAUGUAUAUAUGGCUCACAUGUAUGUUUUAUUCAUAAGUUAAGACAACUUUAAGGGAAUCCCAGAAUAGAUGUCUUAACUUCUGCGUUGUAUACCUUAGAAAUGUACCACAUUUGUUAUGAUGGGGCAGAGUGUAUGCUAAUCCAUUAGAUCUUUUUACUAUGAAUUUUUCCAUGUACAAAAAUAAAAUAAAAAACUGCCUCUGAA